AGCCCCAUCGCGUACCGAACGCCGUUGCGCCGAACGGGUCUUUAGAAAACAAAAUAGGCUGUAAAAAGUGUUUGUAUCAUCAAAACUAGAAAUUGAGUAGAGUGAUUGAGAAAAUACCUUAUCAGUGGUCCGGUGACAAGUGAAAUAUCAAACCAACUAAAAGUGUGUGGACGAUUUGCAGUGGAUUUUCGUCUGGAAGGGGCGCAGACGACGAAGGGGGGCAUGAUUACGGCUGCGAUUUGCCGUUCUUCUUGGUGUAAACAGUUGUUCCUUGCCCAACUGUGGAAACAAUAGAGUUGUAAUCAACCGAUUGGUCGCCAGCAGCAGUGUAUAAUUAUAUACUACGGUUUCUUUUUGUCUACGUGUUCUUCAUGUACAAGUAAGCGCCGUGCUAGCAGAAGCCGCCCCGCGUAGCCUGCAGUGAAGGACCCGGCAUAGCAGAAUGGUUCGUAUACGGAGAAAAUUCGCCUUCAUCUUGUCCGGUGGCAGUAUCCUCUUGUUUCUGAUACUCUACGUAGUGCUAAAUUAUUCCGUCCCCGAACGUAAGGCGGACCCAGAUCUGUCGUAUUUGGAAAAUAAGAUUAAGCAGCUAGAAAGCGGACUAAGCAAACAUCGCCAAGAGUUUGGUAACAUACGAAAAGAGAUUGAUACCAUUCGUGGGGCGGUAGACGCUGGCGAUGAGGCGUACGCCGAUGGCAAGGUGGGCUCUAUGCUGGGCGACGGUGAGAUGAUAAAGGAGUCGGUCAUCAAUGCGAACGGCGGCGGCACAGGGACGUGUGCGUUGCGGGCGGAUGUGGUUCCGCAGCCCGACAUUCAGAUGUUGAAUCUGUAUGAGCAGGUUUCGUUCGAAAACGUAGACGGCGGUGCGUGGAAGCAAGGUUGGGACAUCAAGUACAAUCCGAAUGAUUGGAAUGCUCACAACAAGCUGCAUGUCUUCGUCGUUCCGCACAGUCACAAUGAUCCGGGCUGGAUACAGACGUUCGAUGAAUACUACGAGCGGUCGACUAAAGCGAUCUUUACGAACAUGCUGCGCCACUUGGACGAGAACCCGGGAAUGCGAUUCAUCUGGGCCGAGAUCAGCUACUUUGCACACUGGUACGAUCGGUUGGCGGCUGAGCAGAAGGACAUUGUGAAGCGUUUGGUGAAGAAGGGUCAGCUGGAGUUCGUCACCGGUGGCUGGGUAAUGGCCGACGAAGCCAACUCGCACUGGUACUCGGUCCUGUUGCAGCUGACCGAAGGUCAAACGUGGUUGAAUACGCGGCUCAACGUGACACCCAUAUCGAGCUGGUCGAUCGAUCCAUUCGGUCAGUCGGCUACUGUGCCGUACCUACUGAAGCAAUCAGGAUUCGAGAAUUUGCUGAUCCAGCGGACACACUACAUCGUGAAGAAAAAUUUGGCGUUGAAAAAGCAUCUCGAGUUCCGUUGGCGCCAACUGUGGGACACACGAGGUGAUACCGAUCUCUUUACGCACAUGAUGCCAUUCUACUCGUACGAUGUGCCGCAUACCUGCGGACCUGACCCCAAAGUGUGCUGCCAGUUUGAUUUCAAACGUCUGCCGAAUACGGGCGUCACCUGUCCGUGGCAUAUUCCGCCACGUCCGAUCAACGACCAAAACGUGGCCGAACGAGCCAACGCCAUUGUCGAUCAGUGGCGCAAAAAGUCACGUCUCUACCGCACGCGCAACGUACUUAUUCCACUCGGUGACGAUUUCCGUUAUACGACAAGCAGCGAAUGGGAGGCACAGCGCGUCAACUACGAACGGCUCUUCGAGUACAUCAACAACGAACCAUCGCUAAACGUCGAAGCACGCUUCGCCACGCUACAGGAUUACUUUGAUGCGGUCCGUGGCUCGGCGAAAGAUGUACAACAGUUCCCGUCGUUAACAGGCGAUUUCUUCACCUACUGUGACGUGAACCAAGAUUACUGGAGCGGAUACUAUACCUCGCGACCCUUCCAUAAGCGGCAGGAUCGCAUCCUGAUGCACUACGUUCGAUCGGCCGAAAUGUUGCACGCAUGGAGCAAUUGGGACUCGUCGGCUACUGCUGAAUGGGCAGCACUGGCGAAGCGCUUGGAGUACGCCCGUCAACAGUUGUCGCUCUUUCAGCACCACGACGGCAUCACCGGAACGGCCAAGGAUCACGUCGUCGAGGACUAUGCCCAGCGAAUGGCACGAGCAAUUGAAGAGUGCAAAUUCGUGAUGCAACAAGCCACGUACCGUCUGCUUACCAAAGCGUCCGUGUACGAGGCGGACCCGGCGUUCCACUACCUCUCGAUCGAUGAUUCUCGCCCGGUUAGCGGUUCAGAUAGCUCGCGGCCCACGAUCAUUGUUGGUGACGAGUUACCAACGAAGCAGGUCGUGCUGCACAACUCACUACCUCAGGUACGAUCGGAAAUAGUGGAGUUCUACGUGGCCACACCUUUUCUGACUGUACGCGAUGCCAACGGGGGAACCGUACCUUGUCAAAUCGCUCCGGUCUGGUCAUGGCAUACGCGUCCCGAUGGAGUUAGCCAACCGCAGCCAUCCAACACCAAGUUCCGGUUGCUGUUCCGUGCUACGGCACCACCACUGGGCAUUAGCGUGUACACCAUCAAUUCGCGAAGCAGUGCCAGCGAGUCUACUGGUGUCACCUACUCGAAAGUUAGCAUUCUGUCGAAGGCUCCCUUCACCGCGAAUCUAGCUGCGUCCUAUCCGGAAGAAAUUGAAUUCGCAGUCCCUCGAGAGGUUUCUAUUCGAGCUGGCGAGGAAAGCUCACCGGGGGCGGCAUUCAAUGCAAAGGGCCUCCUCAAGUCAAUUACGAUUGAUCAGGCGACCACCGUACCGGUACAUCUGGAGUUCUAUCAGUAUGGCAUGCAGUUGAGCUCGGGAAAGAGUGGUGCCUAUCUGUUCCACCCUGCUGGCAACGCGACUCCAAUGGCGUACGAUCAUCCGAUCGUGUUGGUCAUUCGAGGUCCGCUCGAGGCUAGUAUCACUGCCGGGCUUCCGUUUGCCACUCAUCAGACCAUCUUACGGGACGAGGUGCUUGAAAUACGGAACUUGGUCGAUAUCGGUAGACGCGAAAACACAGAGAUCGUCAUGCGUCUACAGACACCGAUCGCCAGCGGUGACACGUUCUACACUGAUCUGAACGCAAUGCAGCUCAUCAAGCGCAAGCGCUUCCAGAAGCUCCCACUGCAGGCAAACUAUUAUCCUGUGCCCGCGACGAUGAUCAUCGAGGAUGAAAGCUACCGUUUGACACUGUUGACUGGUCAACCACUCGGCGGUUCUUCGUUGAGCCCGGGUGAAAUGGAGAUCAUGCAAGAUCGCCAGCUUACGCGAGAUGAUGAUCGUGGUCUGGGGCAAGGCGUUCAGGACAACUUACCUGUGCUCCAUCUGUUCCGGCUGGUACUAGAGCCACGCGAAUCCUGCACUAAACCCGAUCCGGAGUACGCUGCCGGCUUUUUGACGCCUGCGGCGUAUAGCCAGCUGCAGAGCUUGUUACAUCCAAUGGAUAAGCUUAUUUUUAACGAGAACGAAUGGACCGGCGUGUUGAAUGAAGGUUUCGGAGCCCGGCAUGAACCACUGGAGCGAGGGAUGGAGGUGGUUGCGAUUCGCAGCCUGCCACAUGUCCGUUUUGGACGCGCCGAGCAUCCGCGAGCUCCACCAGCUUCAUCGACAGCACCGAUAGGGUUGGUUGUUCAUCGGACAAACUUUGACGAUUGCGGUUCCGAGGCGAACGCAGAAGGUUUGCUCAACAUCAAGAAGCUUUUGAACUUGGACGAAGGAAGCGAAAUUUUCAAUGCACAAUUGACGAUGCUGAAACCCCAGGAAGCGAUCCAAUCGGAGGAAGUUAGUUUCUGCCCCAUGGACGCCAAAGCAUUCAUUGUUAAGCGAUAAGCUAAUUUGGCGGGGUGCCGUUCGUGUGAGAAAAGAAAAGUUAUCAUUGUGAACUCGACUGCAGGCAAUGCAAGGCAAGCUUUUUCCUUGAAUGUUAAAAAAAAAACAAUUCAGAGGGCUCACGCAAACCACGAUGUACAAUCGCAUUUUCUUUGCAAAAGAAAACUAAACCAAACUUUUCUUAUUUAUUUAAGUCGUACCUAGCUGUUCGAGGGCUGUUUUAGAGUGUUUUAAUUUAACAAAAUGGGACUCUCGUGGCACAUAAGUUGCCACCAAGCUACACGAUAUCUUGGUUUGAAGUGUGCGUUAUAGAUGUGUGAUAAUUAAAAGCGCGACAAAACGAACAUUCGAACAUAGCUAGCAGAGCUACGGCCGUGUUAAACAUCGCUCGUCAUUGAAACUGAUCUUGGGGAUUGUGUAAUGCAUAAUGCGAAAGGCAACUUGUCGCAACAAACUUAAAAAUGAGUUUAAAGUGUAAGCUAAAACCAUGGGAGCACUAGUAGAUAAAACAAUAAAAGUACAGCAUUGAACUGAUUGA
This is a messenger RNA of Anopheles aquasalis, 4412 nucleotides long. RefSeq names its product alpha-mannosidase 2 (gene alpha-Man-IIa). Gene Ontology annotation, molecular function: alpha-mannosidase activity; carbohydrate binding. Gene Ontology annotation, cellular component: Golgi membrane. Lineage: Eukaryota; Metazoa; Arthropoda; Insecta; Diptera; Culicidae. The record is from RefSeq and is a predicted model, not a curated record. Gene Ontology annotation, biological process: N-glycan processing; protein deglycosylation; mannose metabolic process.